CAGCUCUGUGCCAGAAAUAGUCUUCACUUGAGACUCCAUUCUGCCAUUCCUGAAGAAGGGUGCUGUGCAAGAUAAUUAAUUGGACCGAGGACGAGAGUCACUCCGCAGUUCCAGGAAUCCCUCCCCUGCUGUCACUGACACACACACACACACACACACACAUCACUACCACCCUCCUGUCAUUCUCCCCUCCCUUGCUUACUUAACUCUCCCUUUCUGUUUUGUUGCUGUCAGAGGGAGCUGCACACUUCUUUUACAACUCCUUUCGUUUUCUGACACACUCCAGAGCUAGAAGAGGAAAGAAGAAGUGAAGCAGCAUAAAGUGGACUUUUGAACACUCCCAAAAAGAGGCUUUAAGGCAUUAACCAUCACUGCCUGGAGAACAAAAUGUCUUACAGACGGUCUGAUCCAAACAAAGAACCGAGAAUCGAGCUCUUCAUUAAGGCUGGACAUGAUGGUGAAAACAUUGGCAACUGUCCCUUCUGUCAACGGCUGUUCAUGGUUCUAUGGCUAAAAGGUGUAAAAUUUACUGUAACCACUGUGGACAUGAAAAAGAAACCAGACGAGCUCAAAGACCUGGCACCAGGGACAAACCCGCCUUUCCUCCUGUACAAUGGAGACCUAAAAACAGACUUCCUGAAGAUUGAAGAGUUUUUGGAGCAGACAUUGGCACCUCCCAGGUAUCCACACCUAAGCCCUCUGAAUAAGGAAUCUUUUGAUGUUGGAAGUGAUAUCUUUGCCAAGUUCUCGGCCUACAUUAAGAACUACCCAGCAAAUGAGAACUAUGAGAAGGCUUUACUUCGAGAGUUCAAAAGGCUGGAUGACUAUCUCAACUCUCCACUUCCAGAGGAAAUUGAUCCCAACAGCACGGAGGAUGUGCUUGUUUCCACAAGGAAAUUCCUGGAUGGCAACCAUCUGACCUUGGCCGACUGCAAUCUGCUGCCUAAACUGCAUAUAAUAAAGAUUGCAGCAAAGAAAUACUGUGACUUUGAGAUCCCAAGUGAAUUCGCUGGUGUUUGGAGGUAUCUGAAGAACGCUUAUGAGAGAAAUGAGUUCAGCCACACCUGCCCUGCCAAUGAGGAGAUUGAGAGGGCCUACGUGAGCGUGGUAAACAAGAGAAAAUGAGGCCAAUGUUAAAAUCAAGAAACUUUUUGGGAAACCAGAAGAUAAAAACAAUAUCCAAAAUAUCUCACUACCUUUUCUCAGCCUUCUCUUUGCUAUCUGCAUAUCACAAGGACCGAUGAGAGCCCCAAAACUCUUCUAUCUCAGCGCACUUUACUGGGACGAUUAAGUGAACUAUGCAUCAGUGACUUUAACGGAUGCUGCGGUUAUAGUAAAAGUGGACGAAUGAAGGAACUGGACAAAGGUGGCCGCUGAAGAAAGAUGUCAUUUUACGUUAAUGAGUUUGAAAGAUUCAAAGAAAGUGCAAGAAAAUUAGGAAACGAUUUCCUGGCCAUUUGUGUGACAAAUCUUCCAGUAGAGGGCAAGAGAGAUCUAUUAAGUUAGAGAUCUGGGAUUAUGCAGUGGUAAAUGAAUUAACUCUAAUGAAUUACAAAGAAAAACCGGAGGGAUGCUUCAAUAAAUCCUUAAGUUACUCAAAUGUAUUGGCAAAUACACUUUGCAAGUCACACCGCUUCAUUCUGAGUGUAAAACACAAAGGAGAAUAAAACUGGCCACUCAAUGACAAAACUCUGUAUAUAAGACACAUACUGCUCAACCUACUAAUUUAUGGUGAAAUGCAUGUAUUUUAUACUCUCCUGUCUAAAAUUUUUACUUAUCAUCCAUCCAUCCAUCUUCUUCCGCUUAUCCGAGGUCGGGUCACGGGGGCAACAUCUUGAGCAGAGAGACC
This is a messenger RNA of Polypterus senegalus (gray bichir), 1849 nucleotides long. RefSeq names its product chloride intracellular channel 2 (gene clic2). The record is from RefSeq and is a predicted model, not a curated record. The transcript has 6 exons. Bases 388 to 1125 code for a protein of 245 amino acids. Lineage: Eukaryota; Metazoa; Chordata; Cladistia; Polypteriformes; Polypteridae.